AUGAUUUGUUCUUCAUCCAGUCAUUCACAUGACAACCCUCCAAGUAAUAGCUUCACAACCUCCGUGAACGUAGAUCUAUCCAUCUACAUUCAUAAUUUAAUCAUUUUUAAUCAUUUUCGUUCUAUCUAUCUAUCUAUCUAUUUGUUUGACCGUCUGUCUGUUCUUAUCUAUCUCAUUCUGUUUAUAUCUAUCUAUUUAUCUGUCUGUCUCUCUCUCUGCCUGUCUCUCUCUCUCUCUCUCUCUCUCUCUCUCUCUCUCUCUCUCUCUAUCUAUCUAUCUAUCUAUCUAUGUCAGUCUGUUCACAUCUAUCUAUCUCAGUCUGUUCAAAUCUAUAUAUCUAUCUAUCUACCUGUCGGAUGUCUAUCCAUUUGUCUGCUUAUCUCAGUCUGUUCGUAUCUAUCUAUCUAUCUAUCUAUCUAUCUAUUUUUCUGUUACUUCGUAUCUAUCUCAUUCUUUUCGUAUCUAGCUGUCUGUCGCUUCGUACCUAUCUAUCUAUCUAUCUAUCUGUUCGUAUCUAUCUGUCUAUCCUAUUUUCAUUGCUUCUUCUUCUUUGUCGAUCUUCUUUUCUUACAUUUCAUUUCUUUUCUUUUUCUUCUUUACGAAGGAUUCUGGUUUUCUUUCAUUUUGUCUUUCUUAUUCACCGUCUUCAUUUUUACUCUUUUUCUUCUUUUCGAGUACUUUCUUUCAUGUUUUCUUUCUUUACUUUCUUUCAUUUUCCUUUCUUUUUCUUCUUUUCAAAUGGUUCUGACUUUUUUUCAUAUUUUCUUUAUUAUUCACCUUGAUUUCUUUUUCCGUUCUUUUUUCUUCUUUUCGAAUGGUUCUGGCUUUCUUUUAUUUUGCCAUUGUUCUUCACCUUCUUCAUAUUCCAUUUCUUCUUUUCGAAUGAUUCUGGCGUUCUUUCAUAUUUUCUUUCUUCUUCACCUUUCUUCAUUUUUCCUUUUAUUAAAACAUCUAUAA
This is a messenger RNA of Acanthosepion pharaonis, 957 nucleotides long. Lineage: Eukaryota; Metazoa; Mollusca; Cephalopoda; Sepiida; Sepiidae. The record is from the annotation of a GenBank genome assembly.